UAUCGCAGUUUUCAAAUGCAGAUUAGAUAAUUUAUUAAGGUUGGCAUAUAAAUAAGAUUUAUUUAAUUUAUUGCACUUCAAUUGUCUAACUAAGUACUUAAAGGCCUACCACGGCCAGACCAAAAAUAAAUCAAGAUGUGGGCGUGCGAUGCCGGACUCACGUCCACGAUCGUGGAGAGCUACGCGGGCGCGGGGCCGCUCUUCGUGAACACGCUGCAGACAUUCCUGGCGGCGCACUGCGCGCUGGUGGGCGACGACCGCUGGGGCGCCGAUGCCGUGGACUCAGUACUUGGAAAUCCAAACUAUGACUUCAUUGUGGUGGGCGCGGGGUCGGCCGGCGCCGUGGUGGCCAACAGACUCAGUGAGAACCCGGAGUGGAGAGUCUUACUCAUCGAAGCUGGAGGAAAUCCAACAUUGGCUACUGAGAUGUGGGCGUGCGAUGCUGGACUGACGUCCACGAUCGUGGAGAGCUACGCGGGCGCGGGGCCGCUCUUCGUGAACACGCUGCAGACAUUCCUGGCGGCGCACUGCGCGCUGGUGGGCGACGACCGCUGGGGCGCCGAUGCCGUGGACUCAGUGCUUGGAAAUCCAAACUAUGACUUCAUCGUGGUGGGCGCUGGAUCCGCCGGCGCCGUGGUUGCCAACAGACUCAGCGAGAACCCGGAGUGGAGAGUUUUACUGGUCGAAGCUGGAGGAAAUCCCACACUGGCUACCGAGGCUCCACAAGUGUUCUACGCUAACUUGAAAACGAAAGAGAAUUGGGGCUACCGCACCGCUCCACAGAGCGGCAGCUGCCUCGCCUACGACGACGGCUGCUCGUGGCCGCGGGGCAAGGUGCUGGGCGGCAGCAGCAGCAUCAACGCCAUGUUCUACGUGAGGGGCAACAAGGAGGACUACAACGAGUGGGCCGCGGCCGGCAACACCGGCUGGAGCUACGACGACGUCUUGCCUCUAUUCAAGAAGAGCGAAAAAUUCUACAAACCUACUCCUGAAUCAGAUGUUUACCACGGAACGGACGGUUACUUGUACGUCGAGCACACUGACAACGUUUUAGAGACUGAACAAAUUGUCCUGAAUGCCACAGCUGAACUGGGAAUCAAAGUGCUAAAUGACAUCUGUGGAGAGACCCAGAUGGGAAUUACCCGUUCCCUUACUACGACUCAAGACGGUGAACGACUCAGCACAGCUCGUGCCUUCCUCAACCCUAUCAAGGACCGAAGCAAUUUAGACGUAGUCAAGAAUGCUUAUGUAACUAAGCUUGUAUUCAAAGAUGGUACUAAUGAAGUUACUGGAGUGAUUAUUAGCAAAGAUGGUAAGGAAAUCCAAGCGAACGCCAGGAAAGAGGUAGUUUUGUCAGCUGGUUCCAUAAACACUCCUCAGCUGCUCAUGCUCUCCGGAAUUGGACCUAAAAAGCAUUUGGAGGAGCUCAACAUUAAAGUCCGAGCUGAUCUGCCCGUGGGCCAGAACCUCCAGGACCACUUAUUUGUGACCAUGUUCUUUAAGGCUAAAAGUGAAUUGAAUGUUGGUAAUAUCGAGACCGUGCUACAGGGAGUGGGAGACUUUGUGUUGCAGAGGACCGGAAUUUUGGCAGAUCUGAGCCCUCAAAGAGUUAUAACUUUCAUCAACACCACCGAUCCGAACGCGUCUACUCCCGACAUACAGUUCCACCACGUCAUGUUUGAGCCGAAUAAUACAGAGAUCGUAGACUUCUUUGACCUCCACGGAAACACAGAAGAGGUUCAACGGAAAUUCAAGGAGAUCAACAAAGACCACCGUGUCAUUAUGCCCUACAUUGUGCUUUUGAGGCCUAAGUCAAAGGGACAAUUGCUUUUGAAGAGCACCGACCCCAACGUAUUCCCAGACUUGUACUCCAACUACUUCCAGGAGCAAGAAGAUGUAGACACAAUACUUAGAGGAAUGAGGUACAUGACCAAGCUGGCUGACACGGAAACGUUUAAGAAACACGGUUUGUCUUUAACUUGGUUAGACCUGGACGAUUGCAAAGCAUACAGGGACAAAUUGUCUGACCAGUUCUUGGAGUGCAUUGCCAGACAUUUGACGUUCUCGCUGUACCACCCCGUCGGUACUGCUAAGAUGGGUCCGGACGGUGAUGCCACCUCGGUCGUUGACCCUGAGCUGAGGGUGCGCGGGGUGAAGAACCUGAGAGUGGUAGACUCUAGUAUCAUGCCGAUCAUCCCGAGAGGAAACACCAACGCUCCGUCUAUUAUGAUUGGAGAGAAAGGAGCUGAACUUGUGACAAAGACGUGGACAGAUAAAGCUGCUUUCGAAGCAAACCGUGUAAGAUUCAAUAUCUUGAAACAACGUAGGUCUGGUUAAUUGGAAUAUAACUUUGUAUGAAUUGAU
Molecule: messenger RNA, 2364 nt
Organism: Plutella xylostella (diamondback moth)
Lineage: Eukaryota; Metazoa; Arthropoda; Insecta; Lepidoptera; Plutellidae
Product: glucose dehydrogenase [FAD, quinone]
Molecular function (GO): oxidoreductase activity, acting on CH-OH group of donors; flavin adenine dinucleotide binding
Source: RefSeq, a predicted model, not a curated record